CCUUGCAACGACUCCAGUAUGUCACAAUCGGCAAAGAGUGUGAUGUGGCGUGCAGCGAUAUCGUGUCCUAGGUGCAUGUAUGACGAGCCGAUGAAAGUCUUCAUCUUUUGCCGGUCGCUUUCGAAACAGUAUGACUGUUUUCCGUCAUCGAAAAUACCUUUCCAGAUGGUAUAAAGACUCCCGAGAAGUAUGUUGUUAGAAUCUCACCCCAUUCGCCUUCAAUCCAUAUCGCACAUCAAACUCCAAGCCUUCCCAAACCGUCCAAAUCAACUCUUCCAUCACCAUGUCUAACCUCGGAAAUGUCGCUGGUGGCCACAAGGCUAAUCUCAACAACCCCAACACCUCCGAAGAGUCUAAGCAACACUCCCGCGAGGUCCUCGAGCAGGAUUUGGAUGGCGGAAAUGUUGGGACCAGUGCCGACAGGGAUGAGAACAAGAAUCCCAACAACGUUGCUGGUGGUUUGAAAGCGACGCUGAAGAAUCCCAAUGUGUCCCAGGACGCCAAGGAUAGUGCUAAGGAGCGCUUGGAGGGGAUGAACUGAAGCUUCAGUCGUCCAUAGGUCUUACCUUAAGCAGGAGCGUUGUCCUCUUGGCGGUUUUUCGAGUGGAAUGUAACACCUUCAGAUAUUAAACAGUACCUACGC
Mytilinidion resinicola is the source of this 643-nucleotide messenger RNA. Its product is annotated as conidiation-specific protein 6. Lineage: Eukaryota; Fungi; Ascomycota; Dothideomycetes; Mytilinidiales; Mytilinidiaceae. The coding region runs from base 284 to 541 and encodes 85 amino acids. The record is from RefSeq and is a predicted model, not a curated record. The transcript has 3 exons. Gene Ontology annotation, cellular component: cytoplasm.